UUCAGCGCAGUUCAGCUGCGGCUUCAUGAUGUGCUCUGUGAUUGUCUAGAGUACGUUAUCAAUAACAUGGCCAGGAACUUUUGUGAUGGAUUUCCUCAUUUCGCUCGGAAUCAUUCAGCGCAUUCGAGGGAUUUAAUAAAUGGACUAUAACAGACAGUUGAACUGCAAUUCAUCGUUUCUCUCCGUCCGGUGUCAAACGAAUGGCAAACGUGAAAGUCGCGGUACGAGUUCGCCCCCUGAACUCCAGGGAAAGUCUAGAUGGAGGACGGUUAGCUGUACAGGUGGAGGACAAGGUGGUGAGGGUCCGAAAUGUGAAGUUGGAGGGGCGAUUGGACGGUCGAGCGGAGAGUCUGGCUGACUCCAGGGAGAAGCUGAUGGAGUUUGGCUUUGAUUACUGUUACUGGUCCGCGGAUCCAUCGGCUCCUAACUUCACAUCACAAGAAGAGGUGUUUCAGGACCUGGGCGUGUGUGUCCUGUCUGGGGCAUCAGAGGGGUAUAACGUUUGUCUGUUUGCUUAUGGACAGACAGGCUCAGGGAAAACCUACACCAUGAUGGGCACUCCAGAUUCCAUGGGGCUGACUCCAAGAAUCUGUCAAGGCCUUUUCAGGUCUGGGGAUGAUGCCGCUGAUGGACCAAGCUGUAGAGUUGAAAUAAGCUUUUUAGAGAUCUAUAAUGAGCGUGUACGCGAUUUGCUGAGAGGUGUGGACCAGAAGAAGCCGGCAUCCCUGAGGGUUCGAGAACACCCAGAGAAAGGGCCCUAUGUGCAGGGUCUCUCUCAGCAUGUAGUGACCGACUACAAACAAGCAGUGGAUCUGCUGGAGGAGGGCAUCGCCAAUCGCAUCACAGCCGCUACACAUGUUCAUGACGCUAGCAGUAGAUCUCAUGCCAUCUUUACCAUCCAAUACACACAGGCUAUUCUUGAAAAUAAUCUUCCUUCAGAAAUAGUAAGCAAGAUCAACUUGGUGGACCUUGCUGGCAGUGAGCGAGCAGACCCUCACUACUGCCGAGACAGAAUAACAGAAGGAGCCAACAUCAACAAAUCUCUCGUCACUCUUGGCAUUGUCAUCUCUGCUCUCGCUCAGAACUCUCAGAUGUUCAGCAGCAGUCAGAGCAUUAACAGUGUGAUCAGUGAGGGUGAAGGCAGCACCGUGGGCAGCCAGUCCAGCUCUCUGUCAGGCAGCGGACGCAGACAUUGCUUCAUCCCGUACAGGGACUCCGUCCUCACCUGGCUUCUCAAAGACAGUUUGGGCGGCAACUCCAAGACCAUCAUGAUUGCAACCGUGGCACCAUCCAGCAGCAGCUAUAGCGAGACUCUGAGCACCCUCCGCUAUGCAGCUCAUGCCAGAAACAUUGUCAACAAGCCAAGAGUCAAUGAGGACGCCAACGUGAGGCUAAUCCGAGAGCUACGAGAAGAGAUCGAUCGUCUGAAGAGCAUGUUGCUCAGUUUCGAAAUGCAGAGGAAUUCCAGUCCAUCGCUCAGUGAUGAGAGAGAAGGAAGCCUGUCUGAUAUAGUCCUCCAGAAUGAACUGAAGGUGGAGCAGCUGACUAAGGACUGGUCUGACAGUUGGCAUGAUAAGCGAGCCUUGCUGGAGCGCUACAGUGUGGACAUUAACCAGGAUCAAGCUGGAGUCCUUAUCCACUCUCUCUUGCCUCACGUCAUCGCUCUGGAGCCAGAUGUCCUCAGCACGGGAGUCACCAUCUAUCAUCUUCCGGAAGGUGUAACAAGUUUCGGUCCUCAGGGUGACAGUCUGGAAGAGCCACACAUAGUCUUGCCAGAAGGAUGCGCAUGUGAGAUUGAGAAUCACGGUGGGGUGGUGACUCUGAAGCCUGUUCCAGGGAAUAUCUGUAUGGUCAGUGAGAGAGAGGUCACUGAGCCCUGCAGACUUGUACAAGCCCAUCUGCCCCAAGGUGCGGUGAUAACCUUAGGAAGGCUUCACAAGUUCAGGUUCAACCAUCCCGCAGAGGCAGCUGUUUUGAGGGAGAGGAGACGGAACAGUGAAGGAGGUGUGAUUUCUACACAGGUCAACCUGCUAACUGAAUCCAGGGUUGCAGGUUGUCAUGAGAAUGGCAAUGAGCCAACCCCCAGACAGCGACUAGAGGAGCAGCAGUGGUACAUACAGUGUCUCCGAGAAGAGAUUCAGUUGGAACAGAAAAGAGCAGAAAGAGAUCUAGAUGGAGAGCAGGCCCGACUCCAACAACAACACACCGACAUUCAGCAGUGGAUCUUACAAGAAAAGCAACGACUUGCAGUCCACAGAGAGAAGGCAACACUGGAGUCAGGGGUUCAAACAGAACUCUAUCUUCUUCCUCCAUUGACUGGUUUAUCACGUGCGGGGGAAAGCAGUGCUGAAGCAGUUCCACUGUCAUUCUUGAUGGGUGACAGGAAAAGGGUGGUACAGGAGGAACUACUGAAACAUCACGCUUUGCGCAGAGCUGAGAACCGCGUGAGACGCAAGAGGUUGCGAUAUCAACUGGAGAAGAUUGCAAGAAAGCGCCAUCUGUUAGAGGCAAAGCGAGAACUACAGAGACUAGAAAAUGAGCUUUUACAAGGAGGCGAUGAAGCUUCAUCUCCAGAAGUAGGGUACACCUCAAGGUCCAGGGGACGUUCGAUGACUUUGCGAAGACAUUCCUUUUCGGCUGAUUUGCUGUCACGGCUGUAUCCUCAACACACUCCUAUUUUCAGCCAUUUUCUUAAAAGGAAUAGAUCAUCUGAGCUUACAGCAUUUUUCAAUGGCUUUGCUCGCAACACUAAACGGGUCUCUGAUGAAUUUCUCAAAGACCAAAAGAUUAGAAGGCGCUCAAACACGAUGCCCUCAAGAUACCAAGGAUCCUCAAAUUGGCAAAGUUCCUCAGAGACCCUCAAAAGUUCUCCAAAAGAUGCUAAAACGACUGAAACCAAGACAAAUGCCAGUGACAAGCUCUGUCUCGAUACAAACACCAAAGCCAUUAAAAAAGUAUUACCAAUAAUAAAACAUUUAGCUACACAGAAUGUUUCGGCCAAGGGAACAAAGAGUUUAUCCCCAGAUAAGAAUAAAGGUUUAGAGACCAUUCGCAAAGUUUUUUCACGCUCAGUCAGCCCUGGGAUGAAGACUGCACUGGCAAAGGUCUUCCGCAAGCCACCAUCAGGGUCACGUGGAAACGUGAAAUCCAAGAACAAAACAAUCAGCCAAUCAAACAAAACUGUGAAAGAGUUUGAAGAGAACAAGGAGGGAAAAUGCUCUAUCAAAUCAACAAUGUCUUAUGAAAGCCUGGAGCAGCUUGGCUCACUAAAAUAUGUGGAACAGAGGUACUGGCAUAGUACAGAAGCUCUGACACAUACCAGCAAGAAAUGGGUCGGAGUGCGAAAAGAGAGUUUUGUGGAGGAUCCCAAUGGAUCUUCAGAUUGUGAUAGUAUUUUCUCAGUGGACUCACUGUCAUCGGCUUAUGCUACAGCUCUGGCCGAGCAGCUUCAGCAGGAGGAAUGUGAUUUCAGUGAAGAUGAGAGUGAAGACAGUGAGAUGUCUCAGGAUUCUCUUGUUAUGGAGAGCAGCGGGAAGCAUGUUACUGCCAGACCAGUGCAGAGGCUUAAGAAAGUUUCCAGCCACUUUGGUGAAUUACCAACCUUGUGCAGCUCUCAGUCAACCAGGAAUAAAGAACUAUCUGAAGAAGUACCUGCAGAGGUUUUCUGGAGCUUUUAUGGCAAUUCAAAGUUGAAAAUGGAAAUUGAGGCUAGAGUUUCAAGAGUAGCGUCUGAAUGUAGACCGGGCAGUGGUGCAAGUAUAAGAGAACCAGAUUCAGUUCUUGCUCUUACAGAUGCCUGGUCGUCCACUGAUGCAGUAGACAGUCCUAGAAUGAGUUCAGGACACUUGGUCAAACAUGAUGUGCACAUACCUAGAGAGAAUACCAGUCUCACUACUUUAGAGCUCUCAGACAACAUAAAUGUCUCAGAAGGCCAGAGCUCACCUCGCUCCGACUCUACUCAGGGUGACAUUGCAACGCUUGAAGAACAAAACACAUCCUUUGAGAAUACCUUAAUCUUUGAAAGCCACGAGAGCGAUCCUAGUUUUGUAGCAAAGCGGGAAGAUGUUGAGAUGUUGAAGAAUUUUAAGGACCCAAUAACCAAUGCAAAGCCAUGCACAACUCACACAGAUCCUGAUGGUGUAACAUACACAAGUGAACCAACCAAUGACUCAAAACUACUGGAACACACAGUGACUAAAAAAAUGAUGAUUCAAUCUUCCAAAGAUGGUGACAUCUCAACAGAUACGAAUACUUUACAAUGCUUCCAAGCUAACUCUAGUAGAAAAUAUCAAAAACGUCACCCAACAUCUUGUCCAGAAUACCCAGAAGUCAAGAACUCUAAAGCUUGGCAGGGAUCAGUAAAUGGAUCUCAAAUCAAGAUGGAUCAUCCCAGUAACAGUGAAGUGAAUGUUAAAUUAGGCUGUGACAAUAGGAUAACCUUUGAGAAAAGUCAGAAAGAAAGUAAUUGUUUUUACCCUAAACAAUGCACUGAAAUGGCUAACAAAGACGUUACCAAAGAUUCUGCAUUAACAAUCAAACAAUCGAAUAAGCAUGAUGAAAAAAUGACUGGCUUUAAUGGAGAUAAUGAACAACUAGGGAUGCAGUUGGGAAAUGAUAUAGUUAUUGCAACAUGUCAAAUGAAUGAAGACUCUUCAGAUUUCUAUAUAGGAAAUAUGAAGCUGCCUAAGAAAUGUGAUGUAGAUGUUUUAGAUACUAAGCCAGCACUAAUAAAUAUGGACCAUGAACAAUCUGCUUGUUUAGUUGUCAACAGUUAUGCUUGUUCAGCCAUCAAUGGCGAAUUUUUAAAGCUGUCUCCUGUGGAAAACUUGCACACAGUCGACAAGACAGUAAACUCUGAUCAAGAGCUGAAAAAGAAAAUAGAAACUGCACCCAAGAGUGAUGCUCUCAAGACUGUAAUAAAUAGACAUCAUAGCACUAUUUCUAGACAUGGUAACAAUACAUGUGAUAGUGGAUUGACAGUGUCAAAUUCUGAUAUUAAAAACUUCAAUGAGAACAACAUGGAGGACAAAAACGAUGCCAUUCAGAUUAUGGAAAGAAGGAUGUUUAAUAAUAAAUAUUUUCAAAUGAGUGACUCCGCUGUUAAUGAUAAAAUAUCAGAGGUGGUGAAAGAACAUUUUUCAGUGUCUCUGAGAGAAGACUGUGAAGAAGAUCACGAGUCAGACACAACCAAAGAAAACAUUCCUUCAGCUCAACUGGAUGAUUUUACGUCCAAGAAAAACUCAUGUGGAUUUGAAUACAGUCAAGCUCAUCUUUUUAAAAGCAACAGCUUGCAGGCAAAACCAGAGGUGCCUACAGACAGCACUACAGACAAUUCUGAAAACUGUGGUGUACUAAUAAAAUCAAGACAUCCUAUGACUAUGCAGAAUUCAACAAUAUUGAACAAUGUGGAAAGAAAGAGCACAGAAAGAGCUGAACAAGAAGGUCCAGAUUAUUCGUAUAUCAGCGAUAACAUGUCUUCAGUGGAAUAUUGUGCCAUUAAAGCACCGAGCACAGAUGGACAAAACACGAAUGCUUCAAAAACUGUUGUUAUUGAGAAUGGCAAAGUGACAGUAUUAAAUCACUUCAUUCCCUGUAUGUGUACACAAGUUACUCCAACACUUAAACAAACACACAGAUUGGAUGAAAUCAGUAAGGUUGACCAGCAGAAUGCUCAGAUAGUCAACAACACAACAAAAAGUGUGUUGACCCCAAGAGAAAUCCAAGAACAUAAUUUUGACUCUAAACUGCUUAGACAUUUAAAGCUUUUUAAUGAAACUUGUCUAGAAAUCUUAAUGCCGUCUAGUAAAAGCAAUAUUCCUCAGGUGUCACUACCUGCUGAAGCGAUGGUGAACCGUACUGACUCGGUUGAACAUUCUGACGGGACAGACUGUGAUAUAAAUCAAGUUAUGGAGAGCAGUGCUGCAAUGUUACCUAAUGAUAAGUCAGAGGACCAAAUUAAAAAGGAAAAUAUACAUUUAUCCAACUCUUCAAUUAUGGAUCAGUCCCACUCAGCUGCUGAUGAUAAAUACUGUGCUCUUGAAGCUCAGCCUUUAAGCAAGCUUGCGUUUUAUGAAUUUGGUCCAGUAAGCCUUGGAAAGUAUCAGAGUUCUGUGAGCCAAGAUAAAGCGAAUGCUAAUCAUCUCUUAGGAAACUCAAACAUUUCUAUUGGUAGUAGUGGUGAUAAGAGCCAAGAAGGAUCUGUGGAGCAGAUAUAUCACAGUUAUACCUCUGAUGAUUUGAGAGAAGAUGCCAUUGUUUCAGAUUUCAGUCAGGAGCCACAGAUCCACAGUUCCUCACAGUCACAGAGGCCACAGAUGGACAAUGUGCUUGAAACCUGUGAUACUGGAAACAUUCCACAGGGUUUUUUGGAAAAUCACUCAUUCUGCACAAGUAAUCAUUUAGAAACGAUGAGUAAAUCUCAACAUAACAAUGGCUGCAUCAAGGGACUACAGAGUUGUAUUAACCAAAACAUUGAAAAUGAGUCAUCUGCACCUCAAAAUCACCAAAAAUCAGCUGAGUCUGAUAAAACUAGGGUCAAGCCUUCAACAUCUCCUCAAGUAGAUCACAACACAAAACAAGCUUCUUACAGUCAAAACCGAAAGGAACAAUAUAAUAACGGUUUGAAAUCUAAAAACAAAGAACAUUCCACAACACUGGAUGCUACGAAACAUGUUGAUGGCAAUGGUAAUGAUGAUAAGCAGAGAGAGAAGCCAAAGCGAUACAGAAAAGCCCACUUUAAGGCACCUCCAAGUUCAUCCACUGAUUCUACAACUGAUUUAUCCUUAGAUGAAAGUAACCCAUCAAAAGUGCAUGUGACAAUUAAGGGCCAUCUUACCAAACCAAGUUCGCAGGCCCCUAGCAGACAAAAUCCUUUUGCUCACUGUAGACUCAGAAAUCCUCCACUUGAUGAGAAAAGUGUUUCUUCACCUUCAGCAGUUUGUCCAAGAUCAUUAGAAACACAAAGAGGAAACCACACCCAGAAGCUUAGCACUGUUGAGUCUAUUGCAAGUCAGGGUGUGCAUGGCUCCACUGAACAAACGCAAAAGAUAAAUGACUCAAAGGAUGAUCGAGACAUUCAUGUAUGGAGAAAAGCUUUAUCCAAAGAUACUUCCAAAAGUGUUUUGAAAGACCAAACGCAGCAACUUGAGAAUGCAGUUUCACAUGCUAGAGAUUCUGCAAUGCAUUUUUUCUCAAGUGAUAUCAACCCAUUUAUUCAUACGAGGACAGAUUUGAACAGAGCAGCCCACAAAAACCAGGCCUUUGGAAGUGAUGCCAAUAUAUCCUGCAAACACUCUCCCCUCAGUACUUCUAACAAGAAUAUAAUAAGAUGUUGUAGUGUAGACAAUGGCUUGAAUAUUCAUAACUCUCCAUUUAGUUCCCAUUUAAGCACUUAUGCGAAUCAUAAAGGACUCUCUAGCACAUUAAGUAGUGAUGACGGGUGUAGAGAUCAAAUUUCUUCGGAGCCUUUGCUCAAGACACCUUCCCAUUCCACUCUUGCUUCAAAUAAGCAGACCAUAACCACUUCUUACAAUGGCAUCUCAGAGGAAUUACGCCAUAGUUCAGGUCAAGUUGACGAAAUAGUUCUGGUCUAUUCUUCCGAGUAUGAAUCUCAGAACAACAGGCAUUCCUGUCCAAGCAAGUGUGAUCAUGGUACUCAAACUGUUGGGGUUGACCUUACGAAAAAGAAUCGUCACAGACGAAGCAGCACUCAGUCACCAGUGUCUAAACCAGGGAAUGGAGCCCCAACCACAUGGUCAAGUCUUCAGAACAUGUCUGAACAUAUCUCUGAUUUGAUAUACAACACCUCUGAUCUUCUGGAGAACAUACAGUGUAUGCGAACAGGGGACAGAUCACCAAAAUUUGAGCAUCCUAAAAGUAGUUUCAAUGUUUCAACUCUGAAUUCUGGCAGUAAGUGCAAGAGAGAUGGUUGCACACAGACUUCAAUGGACAUUGGGAUCCAGACGGAGAUGACUUCGGUGUCAAAGAAUGCUCAUGAGGUUAAUGUAAUUGUUAAAGUGAUUGGCUCAGAAAUUUGUAAUGUGUCUCAGCUGGAUGGUGUCACCAAGAAAGAACCAGACUUUGAAAGAAUAAAAAGCCUCCCUGACUUACGUCCCAAAGGGAGCUCAAAGGCAGCGGACAGUCAGAAUGUUCUAGUUACUCCCUCAAAGGUUUAUUCAUUGGAGACUGUGGUUCCAGAUCAGAAUUCCCCCAGCUUGGAAGCACCGAAAGUUGACGUAGCAAGUAAUUUGUACAAGAAAUCUUCAUCCAUUUACCUUGGAGGCAAACAAUCCCCAUCCAUGAAGGAAGAGAAUAAUCAGACUUGUCAAAGAAACAUAGAUUUAAGGAAUUGCUGUAAUAAAAAGCCUAUGCUCAUGGAUCGUGCAUCCUCACCUAUCCUUACUGUCAAGGCUGCAAGAUAUGGCCAACGAAGUCCAAAAAAUACCCAGCUUUUAACCAACAAUGACACAACUGAGAUACAAAAUGAUAUGGAAAAUCGAUGCUCUGAUGGAUACAAAAUGCAAUUUAAAGAACACGAAAUGCUUCACAACCAAAAGAAUACAGUAUUACAUCAAGAGAAUCAUUGUAUCCUUCGUACCAAAAAUACAAAACAAAUACCUGAGAAUACACCGCUGUCAUUAGUGACCCUUGAAAACCUAAGAGACGUCGGUUGUCCAAAUUUGGAUGGAUUUAAAGAAAACUCAAUAAAUACCAUGUCUGGUUCUACAUCUCAGCUUCAAAGAAAAUACCUCUCCCCAACAAGUAGCACUGGUAUGCAAACUGUAGCGUCCUUGGUUAAGUAUAAACAAGAAAUCCCAGCCAGAUUUAAUGCGUCGUCUUAUAACAAACGAUUAACUUACAGCAGCGGUAUACUAGAACAAGAUCACAGAUCACCGCAACACCAGGAAGAUGAUGUGAUGUCUCUAGUGCCAAGUGAGUGCAACACAGAUAUCCUGGUUAGCAUCGAUCCUCUGACAGAGACCAGCCUACUUAAAGAACAUCAACGGAUCCCUGAUGAUCUGCCUAUACACAACAAAUUUACUAACUGGUCCGGCAUCAACCAGCAGCCAUCAUCACCGCUCAAUAAAACAAACAGAGCAUCUGGACAAUACUUCACAACACGCAGAGCCAACUUCGUGCAGAUGAUGGAGUCACAAAGACCAGAGCCUUUGGAGGAGACUGACAGGAGGACUAGUGAAAUUGAGAAGCUAAGGAAAGAGCGUGAGCAGGUUUUAGCAUCUGUGCAUCUGGAUCCGAGUCCUCAUCAGCUGACUGUUGAACUCACAGAGGCCAAACUGCACUAUGGCCAAGGAGAAACAGACACUCUGCUUAAAAUCGUCAAGUCUGGUUCUAAAGAAGUACCUACAGCCUGUAGCAAACAAGAGCUUUUUGACAGGCACAGGAGGAGCAUUGAAAGUCUAAGAAAAGAAAGAGAAGUUCGUAUCCAAAUGUGCCGGCGACCUCGAAGCCUCAGUCCAGGAAACCGGAUCCCAGUCAGUCAUGAGCGGGAACAGUCUCCGAGAAUUUCAGACAUGCCAAGCAGAAGAAGGGAAUAUCUGCAGCAGCUCCGCCAAGAAAUAGUGGAAACCAGCAGAGUUCCCGAUCCACCAAGGCGGGAAGGUCAGUGUCCAUCUGAUAUUGAGAUUCUACUACGUGACUACAGCCGAGCCCGUGAGGAAGCGAGAGCAGAGAUCGCAUGUGCACGUCACAGACUCCGCGAGAGGACGGAACAAGAAAAGAGACGACUACAGCAGCAAGCACUCUUACAGGCGGUUAAGGAUGACCUGAGGUUUCGCACACGCACUAGUAACAGUACAUUAUGCACUGGGUCAAACUUAAGUCUUUCCUCUGGACCCACUUCAGGCUACAACAGCAGUAAUGCUGCUACACUAAAAGACAAUACAUCACCAACAAUACAGAUAAAUGGAGUCUCAGAAUUCAAAGUGAGGACUCGACCACCGGUGAUUCCGUUACAGACUUCAAAAGCCCAGCGUAGAUGGCUGUCAGUUCAGGAUGUCAGCCAGGAGUCAUUUGCCAAUGGAUACGAGUCCUCCUCUAUUCCAUCAUCUCCUCCCUGUGCUCGACAGCGCACACUCUCCUUUGAUUCUCCUUCGUCUUUAUCAUCUUCAUAUCAAGAUAUUGCCGACUGCACUCUUGCCAGUGCUAUUUCAGAGAUAUAUUUGGCAUCUGCUGGUGACGUGAAGAAUCUGUUGGCAGGAAAGGCAACUGCUGGUUGGAGGCACCAGGGUGUGGAAAGAGGUGUUCAGGUCUUUUAUAAGCCUAAUGCUAGGACCACAGCACAUGGGUUUCUCGGAGCAGCGGAACUGGAGAGACCUCUGGACAGUCUGUGGUAUACGGUUCGAGAUCAGUCAAAGACUCACUUGUACCAUGAGUCUGUUAGAUCUGCUUGGACGCGACCACUGGAUGAACACAACCAACUAGUCUACCUGCUGAUGGACACAUCCAAUUGCCAGCUUAAACAGCCCCGGGACUUCUGCUGCCUUAGUACAGAAUCUAAACAGGAUGAUAUGUGGGUGUUGGCAAUGCAGUCUGUAUUUGAGGAGACACUACCACGUCCCAGCGUGGAUACUGUACGUGGAGAGAUGCUCCCCAGCGCAUGGAUCUUUCAACCCAGUCAGCGUAAUGGUCAAGAAAUUGUUACUGUCAUCUACUUGCUUCAGGUUGAUUUGGGAACCCCGUCCUUAGCUCCCAGACUGCUGAAUACAGUGUCUAGGAAACAAGCAACUGUCAUAGCGGACCUUGAUUCUUUCUUCUCUUUGUGACAUGGAACAUGUCAUUAUGAAAUCAGGUUACACAAGCACUUACACCUAAAACCAUGAACGUUUUGCUAAAAUUUGCACUUCAUUUUCUUGUCCAUGACUUGAUUAUUUUUUUACAUAGCACUGAUAAUAUUAUUAGCUGUUUAUUGUGUUAGAAUUUAUUUGCCACUUUCGUAAAAAAAACAUUGUUUUGAAGUUUUGUUAUUAGGUGGGGUUUCACCCUGCCGUGCCAAAAUAUUAUUAUUUAGAUUUAUCCCUUGUAACCUUUUUACAACAAGUCCCAAAGCUAUUUCUCAAUUUAAGUACAUAUAAUUAUUAGAUCACUUUUUAUACACUAUGCAAAGCUCUGCUUAUUAAAAGAAGGGAUAUUUACAUAAAGACAGUCUAUUAUAUUACAGUAUUUCUUUAAUGCUUAGCAUUGCCUUAAGCUACUUUCAGAAAACUUGAAAUUGACACUAGCUGUAGAAUCUUUUGACUGUGUCUAAAUCUAUAAUAUGCAGUACAGUGCUUUUAUACACAGGCACAGCACAUGUCUAAUUCGUUUUUCUGUUUGUGACAUUGUAGCAUCACUAGCUAAUUGUUCAGCCAUUGUUCAGGUUUUUGUGCAAUUUUUGUGUAAUCACUACAUAGACGUUAAAAUUCUAUAUUAGGUAAGCUGGGACCAUUUGACUUGCAAUACUAUCGUUGUCAUUCAUACGUUCAGUAUUUUUGAAAUAUGUGUAUGCAAAAGAAUGUCUUAUAUUUAAUGAAAAUGCAAACAAAAUGUUGUCGAUAUGCAUUGAUGUCGUUACAUUAUGACUUGGUAAAAAGAGAGCCUUUGCUCAAGCACUGUAAUUGUAACAGACAAAAUAUGAAGGAUUUUAUUGCCACUAAAAAGACAGAAUGAAGGAACUGUAGUAUAUAGAAUGAAGGAACUGUAUUUUUAUCUAUAAUCAGAUUUGUUUUUGAUAUACUGUAAAUGUAUCUAAAUGUAAAAUAAUUUAUCAUUUGAUAUUUUAUGUUGACUGUUACUGUUUCUUCAUUACUUUUUAUUUAUGUAUCAGAACAUAUUUUUAAUAAAACA
Triplophysa rosa is the source of this 11841-nucleotide messenger RNA. It is a transcript of the gene stard9, whose product is annotated as StAR-related lipid transfer (START) domain containing 9. The transcript has 32 exons. Lineage: Eukaryota; Metazoa; Chordata; Actinopteri; Cypriniformes; Nemacheilidae. Gene Ontology annotation, molecular function: lipid binding; microtubule motor activity; ATP binding. Bases 201 to 10781 code for a protein of 3526 amino acids. The record is from RefSeq and is a predicted model, not a curated record. Gene Ontology annotation, biological process: microtubule-based movement.